AUGACACUGAAAGAAUCUAGAGAUGACAAAGUAAGAACAGCAGGUGUCCAAGUAAGAACAGGACGAAAAUGGUCAGCAUCAAAAUCAGUUUCAGAGGCAGAGAGUAGAUUGAGGCAUAAAUAUAUUGUUGGAACAGUGGCAGUAGGACGACAGGGCCUUGGUACAUCAAAAAGUUGCUACUGGAAGAACGCUAACACACUAGAAAGACGAAGUCUUGUCCAAAGAGAGAUAAAAUCUAGAGAAGAAGAAAACAGACAAGCAAAGACAGUAGAAUUAGGGAGCCAAGGUGCUUGGUCGAGAUGGGAUUUGGAACAACGAUCCCUUACAUGGUCAGAUAUAUGGCGCUAUCCGCAAUACCAACUGCAGUUCCUUCUGAGAUCAGUGUAUGAUGUGUUACCGACACCUUCAAAUCUGCACAGGUGGAAACUAUCAGAAACACCAGACUGUCCCUUGUGCGGAAACAGAGGAACUCUACAACAUGUUCUUUCAGGGUGCAAUAUCGCUCUUACACAGGGUAGAUAUACAUGGCGACACAACCAAGUACUCCGGGAACUUGCUGAAGUUAUAGAGAAACAGAGGAAAGAUGCGAAACACAUUAGAGACAAACCUAUCAAGAUCCAGUUUGUGAAGGAGGGUGAAGUAGGCCAGAAAAGUAAAAAGAACAUAUCAGGAAUGCUUAAUCAGGCGAAGGAUUGGCAGUUAGAAGUUGAUCUAGGAAAGAAGAUGCAAUUUCCUGAUAUUGUACCAACUAACCUAAGACCAGACAUGGUACUUUGGUCUACAAGCAGUAAAAAAGUAGUAAUCAUAGAGUUGACAGUUCCCUGGGAGGAGAGAUGUGGCGAAGCAAAUGAAAGAAAGAGGGCAAAAUAUGAUGGACUGUUGGCAGAGUGCAGAGAUAGAGGAUGGCAAACAUGGAACUUUCCUGUUGAGGUUGGCUGCAGAGGCUUCCCUGCACAGUCAGUGUGGAGAAUGUUUUCUGCAGUAGGAGUGACUGGCCGGCAAAGAAGAACAGCAAUACAGAAACUGGACCAAGCAGCAGAGAAAGCAUCUUGCUGGAUGUGGAUGAAGAGAGAUAGUAGUAGCUGGAAACCCACCACCAAUGCGCAGUGA
Messenger RNA from Mytilus trossulus (common blue mussel), 1110 nucleotides. RefSeq lists its product as uncharacterized. Lineage: Eukaryota; Metazoa; Mollusca; Bivalvia; Mytilida; Mytilidae. Bases 1 to 1110 code for a protein of 369 amino acids. The record is from RefSeq and is a predicted model, not a curated record. The transcript has a single exon.